AGUUGGCCAGCAUGGCCCAUCCCCUUCUUGCUGACGUCUGGCUCCAUCAAACAUCAGACUUUCCCCAGCGGAGCUGGAGAAUGAGCUUCAAUGAAAGCUGCCGGCUUGCAGCCUUAAAGGGACUGCAGACACAGGCACCGCUAUUUGCUCAGCUUCUGCUUGCUUCCCCAGGAGCACCGAGCCAGAAAUCCCAGCAGGAAGGCUGGAGAGGUUGUCUGAUCAUCUAGCAAGACACGAGAGAUCCACUGGUUUCUUUGGGAUCACUUUUCUCUAUCCACUGCUAGAGGGGAUCUAUUGCUUCUUUCCAAAGAGGCAGAGAUCAGGCUGAAUUCUGCGAGGAGGAUGAAGGAGGAUCAUGCUGGCUGAGUAAAGUUGUGGCUUCCCGGUCUGAGACAAUGGUCGUGUCUGUCCCAGUGAUUGCUCUGGGGGCUGCCUUGGGGGCUGCCACCAGCCUCCUCGCCUUAUGCGGUCUCACCUGCUUAUGCAAGUGUAAGCGAGCGGGGAAAGGAUCCUCAGACAAGGGACAAGACGCGGACCCCGAGAAUGCCCAGCCCAGUGUGCUUCAGACAGUCCAGCAGUUUAAUGUUGAGAAGACAGCUGAACCUGUACAGCCCAGGACAAUCCUAAAGUUUCCCCAUAUCUAUGGGCCAAAGCCUGUAGUGACCUCCUCGGAAAUUGUUAACUAUGCAGACUACACCUUAAAGUCAACGAAAGAGCCAAGGAAAGGAAAACUUGGCGCUCUGGAUGAGAAAAGGAUGAACAUACAAGUCAAUGAAGAGUUAUUUCUUCUCCCUCAAAAUGGUGGAGUAAAGGAUGUGUGCGUCACUGAGCGUCUGAGUCCUGAGAUCGCUGCUGGCUGCAACCAGGUCCCAGAACUUUGCUAUUCUCUUGGCUACAACCGGCAGAAAGAUGUGUUGUGUGUUGCUUUUCUCGAAGUUAUAUAUGGAAGCACAGCUGGAGACCAAAACAACGGCCAUGAUUGCUACAUCUUAGGCACUUUGGUGAGCAAGUCUGGCACUACCGAAGCCCAGACUAUGUUGAAGAAGCAGCAGCCCCAUGUAGUCUGGAAGGAAGCUCUGCUGCUUCCAGUCAAGGAAGAGGAGCUACCAGAGGCGAUGCUAACGCUCACCUUGAGGAACUGUGACAAGUUCUCCCGGCACAGCAUUGUUGGGGAAAUUAAGCCAAGUCUGGCUAAUGUGGGGGAACCGUAUGGAUCAGUGCAGUGUGAGAAGAUGAAAACCCUUGACAAGGACCCUGAUGCAGGUUAUGGAGAAGUUCUCCUUUCCAUCAGCUAUCUGCCUGCAGCAAACCGUCUGCUCGUGGUGCUCAUAAAAGCCAAGAACCUCCAUUCCAAACAGCUGAAAGAGCUUCUUGGGAAAGAUAUAUCUGUCAAAGUGACUCUGAAGCAUCAGUCCCUGAAAUUGAAAAAGAAGCAGACAAAGCGAGCAAAACACAAGAUCAACCCAGUGUGGAAUGAGAUGAUUAUGUUCGAGGUGCCCCAUGAUCUGCUCUGUGCCUCCAGCGUGGAGCUGGAGAUGCUAAGCCAGGAUGGUGAUGGGCAGAACCACUUACUAGGCCAGUGCAGCCUUGGCCUGCAUGCCACUGGCACAGAGCGGAGCCACUGGGAGGAGAUGAUGAGGAACCCCAGGAAGCAGAUUGCCAUGUGGCACCAACUUCACAUGUAGCUACAGAGGUAGACGCUGGAACGGAAUAGAUCGGUUUCAACAUCUGGAAAAGAACAUGAAUCGGAUCCAUUCACAUGCUCAAGCACAACUCUUGUUUUAUUGAUAUUGUCUUUCAUUGUUUCCUACUACAUGAACAUUCUAGAAAUGGGCCAAGCAAAGUGGCAAAUGGUUCAUUGAUUCAUGGUAAUGGUUGAUUUGCAGGACUAUUUUCUCCCCUUCUAGUUUAGGCCCUUGCACCAGGCAUUCAUUUCAUUCAUGCAUUC
Molecule: messenger RNA, 1948 nt
Organism: Elgaria multicarinata webbii
Lineage: Eukaryota; Metazoa; Chordata; Lepidosauria; Squamata; Anguidae
Gene: SYT13
Product: synaptotagmin 13
Exons: 6
Coding region: 396-1685 (429 amino acids)
Biological process (GO): vesicle fusion; cellular response to calcium ion; regulation of dopamine secretion
Cellular component (GO): axon; exocytic vesicle; synapse
Molecular function (GO): clathrin binding; calcium-dependent phospholipid binding; phosphatidylserine binding
Source: RefSeq, a predicted model, not a curated record